AUUUGCCAACCUGUAAUUUGACAGUUGUCAAAUAACCGCCGUUGCGUGUGGGUUGUGUGAUGAGUUUAUUUAUUUUUUAACAAUUAAAACCCAACUUGCCAUUAAUUUCUCAUAAUGAAUGUAAUUUCUACCAGAAACUAACAAUUUCUAUAUUUUUUUAUUAGCGAAAGUAUUUUACAAUGAAGGGCAAAUUAAUCUCUUUAACAAACCCAACUUGGGUAGCGUCUGUUUUAUGUUUAGUGUACUUAAGAACAAUUUAUGCGGAGUUGGAGCCCAAGGAGGAGAGCCCCGAAGCCAAUGGCAUCCCUAGCGCAGCCUCGUCUGAUGAUGGGCCCGGAAAGAUCAUCGCUGUGGAAAAUUUCGGCUUUAUUCACGCAUUUGUUGCCUCGUUUUCUGUGAUUCUCGUGUCAGAGAUCGGCGAUAAGACAUUUUUUAUAGCCGCUAUCAUGGCAAUGAGGCACCCCAGAACAACGGUCUUCGCGGGGGCCAUUUCAGCUCUAGCUUUAAUGACAGUCUUGUCAGCCCUGUUUGGGUGGCUGGCGAACGUCAUUCCCCGCGCCUACACUUUCUACAUCAGCACAGCUUUGUUUGCAAUUUUCGGGCUGAAAAUGCUGAAAGAGGGCUGCGCAAUGUCUCCAGGUGAAGGCCAAGAAGAACUGGAAGAAGUCCAAUCGGACUUGCGAAAGAAAGAGGAAGAGUACGAGAAACAAGCCAUGUUGCCUGACCCCGAAUCAGGCGCCCCUCGAAAGCCCAAAAGUGAUAGCAUUUUUUCGCUGAUAUCGCGGAUUUUUUUGCAGUCGUUCACUUUAACGUUUCUAGCCGAGUGGGGAGACCGCUCGCAACUCACAACGAUUAUUUUAGGGGCCAGAGAAGAUGUUUAUGGGGUUAUUAUUGGGGGGGUUUUGGGACACUCUAUUUGUACUGGCUUGGCUGUGUUAGGGGGGAGGAUGAUUGCGCAAAGAAUUUCAGUCAGGACAGUGACGAUAAUUGGUGGUGUUGUGUUCCUUCUCUUUGCCCUUUCUGCCCUAUUUUUCGACCCCAAUUUGGGGGAGUAAAAAUCGAGGUUUUUACAGUUUGAAAGAAUGCAUUUUUACGAAUUAAUUUAUUUUUAUAAAUGAUGAAUGUUUCUACAUCUCCAUACUUAAUUUAUUGCCAUAAGAAAUAAACGAAUGCGUAGUAUUACCCUAAGAACAAAAAUGUCACUAUUCAAUUUUUGGUUUUGUCCCUAAAACUUAUUAUAGCUCUGUGAUAUAUGUUUUAUAUCUAUUGUGCGUGUACAUAUUAUGUACAUAAUAAAGUAGUUUAGUAAUAA
Molecule: messenger RNA, 1312 nt
Organism: Tribolium madens (black flour beetle)
Lineage: Eukaryota; Metazoa; Arthropoda; Insecta; Coleoptera; Tenebrionidae
Product: transmembrane protein 165
Exons: 6
Coding region: 180-1055 (291 amino acids)
Biological process (GO): Golgi calcium ion homeostasis; manganese ion transmembrane transport; Golgi calcium ion transport
Cellular component (GO): Golgi apparatus
Molecular function (GO): calcium ion transmembrane transporter activity; manganese ion transmembrane transporter activity
Source: RefSeq, a predicted model, not a curated record